UGUUUCACUACAGGAGAAGGAGCUGAAACUGUACUGUAAAAAAAAAGUCCACAACUUCCAAAACUCAGUCGGAAGUGCAUGUUAGGAAAUGAACCGAAAUGGGGACCUGCUCCAAGUGCAGCUCAGCCGUGUCCGUGUGACUGAUUUGGGGUGUUUUUAGGGGGGUGUUCAGGCUCUGAUCGCCGCCCAGCACCAGCAGUCUCCCCCCGGGAGCCUCAGCGCCUCUCUGGAUCCGAGCGGAGGGGGAAAAUGUGAUUUCUCUGUGGCCCGCGCCGCUCGCUUGCAUGCGCGUCUGCUUCGCGACGCUGUCCCGGGGAAAGCGGACGAUGGACCGGAGCUACCCAAGCCCGGGCUUCGGGGAGCCGCUGGCCGCGGCAGGCCAGAGCCCGGGCUGGGCCUACGAGCGCCCUGCCGGCGGCCUAACACCCAGCUCCAGUUAUGGUGCUACACACUUAGAGACGGAGCUUCUCCAUCGACAGACUUAUGCCUCCACACAUUCGCUCCCUACCUACACCACCUCUCACCACCCUACAGGUCUGUCUGGUGUCUUUGAUACAAAUCUGCACAGCACCGGAAGCAGUACCACUGAAUCAUCAGUCAUGAAUUUCCUUUCUUCCAUUGAAUCCCGAGGCCUUCAGGCUGGACCUGCAGCCACGUCUCUCCUCCCUCAGUUUAGGACACCUCCGUGGCAGACUGGUACAAAUUCCUCAACAGAACUCUUCCUCACCGGAGCCCUUCCUUCUUCUGGAACGUUCCCCACGCCUUCUGCUCUUUCGUCGUUUCAGCACCCCAGCACCUUUCCCACUAGGGGUUUUUCCAGUACCUCGACCCUAACUGUUCAGGACACCACGUUCAACCCAUCAAAUGGUUUGCUGUCCCCUACUGACCCUCUUCUUCAGAUCAAAUCCCCCCAGAGUACUGUACCAACAGCUCUUGCCUUUGACCGCCUGGGCAGUGCUUCGCUGGCCGCUGGCCUACCGCCCCAGUCAUCCACAUAUCGUUCAGCCCAGGAGUCUGCCCCCCACCUUCUGCAACCUCAGUUCAGCCUGCUGCCCUCUGCCCUGGGCAACUCUCAGCAGGCUUCUUCACAGCCUUAUGGAGCUCCGGUUUUCUCUGGCUCAAUCGAACGAGCACUUCAGCGUGAAUGUAGUGUCAUCAAGCACCACCAGCGGCCUUCCAGCACUCAGUCUGUCCAGGAGACUUUGCCUGGCAGUGUGCAGCACUCUUUGCAAGGUUACCUGCCUGAUGACAGUGAUGUCAACUACCAGCAGGAUCCCUCUCGACACACACCUGUACCCAGCAGUCCCGCUGGAGAUCCGACCCAGGCCGUUAAUGUAAACGCUCAACAAGAGACAACCUCCUCCUCCUCUGUUCCUUCCCCAGGGUUUUCCUCUUCAUCAGGAGUGAAAGCCAAAGAUGGUUCUUCCAAAAUAACAGAGCAUCCCAGUGAGAGCACAGAGCCGCAUGCUCAGACAGCUUCCUCUGGCCAGAAACAAGGCUCUGUUAUAGCUAGCCAGUCGCAACCGUACACGUCUGCACAGCUUCCCAGCCUGAUGUCCAUCAGUCCAUCGCAAACUUACAUCACCUCUCAGAGUUUGUUGAGCAACCUCAGCCAAGCACAGGCCUUCUCUCCUGGUCAGCCUGAGAAACUGCCCUCCAUAUACAAACCAUUGCCGUCGUUUGCUAGCCAGUCAGAAAACGACACACCCGUCAGCCAGUCACUCAUUUACUCUUCCAGUCAGCAGCAGGUCUUGUCUUCUGCAGCAAACAGGGAAGAUUAUGAGGCACAAGUACAAGGACUUUGCAUGAGCAAUCCCUCUCAGAAUUAUUCUUCCAGUCACGCUCAGGGUCUGCCAGCUGCCAGUUACUAUGCCCAGGGGCCAGCGUCUGGUAGCCCCUCCCAGAACUAUACGUCAGGUCAGUCCCUCACCUCUAGUCCUCCAUUCUCUUCUUCCCGUGUCCACAGUUUACCAACCUCCAGUUCCACCCAGGAUUACAUCCUAAUGCAGCCUUCUCCAGGCAGCAAGUCCGAUGGACUGCUGCAGUCCCAGAAGUAUUUGUUGUCUGUCCAUUCACCAACUUCCUCUACUGCUACUUAUACACAAGCCUUACAGAAAAACCAAACGUCAGUGGAACAGAAACAAGCCUAUGGCAAAAGGAAACAAGACGAAACUCUGUUCCUCUCCUCUAAAGAGGGCUGCGGUGAGCUUCCUAUUCAAGAUGUGCAGGCAUUACAGCAGGCAUCUGUGGGGACCUCUACACAAGCUAUCACAAACACUGAUAUUGGGAUACAGAACAAUAUUGUAUGUGUUGUGUCAAAAAUGGAGGACAGGCACAACACGCAGAGCGUGAUCCGAAGUAACUCGCGAUCAGAGGAUCAGAUCAUAGGCCUCUCGCAAAUGUCAUCUGUCAAAGAUGAGAGAAUGAGUACUUUGGGUCAGCAUUCACAGCUUGUAAGCAGUGCCCAUGCACAUGUAACCUCUGUUCCAAAAAAUAGCGCUACAUUAAUGCAGCCCUCCCAUGUGGCCUUGAGCACUGACCAGCUGAAACAACACUCUCUGCUUCUCAAAGCCCCUGCCGUUCAGCAAGAGAACCAUCAAACCCAGAACAACAGAGUUCAGCUGCCAGAUCACAGACAGGUGCCUCAGAACCAGACACAGUAUGUUCGGAUUCCCAGUGCACAGGUCUUGAUGGACCCCACACAGAUGAUACUCCUCCAGCAGUCUUUGCUCCAUGCAGGAACUAACCAGUCAAAGCCGGCGGUGCAAAUGCAACCAGUGCCGAUCCAGUAUCUGCAGAUGAAUAAUGACAUUGUAAAUUCUGCUGGCAGCACGCAUGGGAACCAACAGCAGAAUCACCAGGCUGCAGUGUCUGCAGAGUCCGCCAAGCAGCAUCUGGCAUCAAAAGACAAUUUCAGCAAUCCAUCAAAUCCACAUGACGCCAAGCAGCACUUUACCUUGAACUCCAUCUGCUUCCCUGAAUCCAUCCUAAUGGCAGAUGAGAGAAACAUUCUCUCCAAUGUGGAUGACAUCCUAGCAGCCACAGCAGCUGCAUGUGGAGUCACGCCACAGGACUUCAAAUCCACGUCCUCUGAAGGGGAAUUACCAACCAUAUCCAAUGCUGCAGACUCAAAGUGCCACUUUCAGUUAGUUGAGAACAGACAUGAAGCUAACAGUUUCUCUACCCAAAACAUGAUCAUUGCAAACACACAAACCAUGACCUUGACCCUAAAUGGUGCUCAACUGACAGCUAAUGUUCACAAAGACAUCGGUGGGCACCAAGCAUUUACCCUUGCAAAUUCCCACAUGCAACACGACAACCUUAAGCAAGAAACAUCCGAUAAGGUGACAAACUGCCAUGAGAAAAACGAGGCAUUGCCCAAGGGACAGUGUGUUAAUCCCAGUAAUGAUUCUUCCUUAAAUUCCAGUGGAGGUAGUGUAAACACCCACAACCACUCAGAGUUUCACCUGGCGGGCCAGGAGUAUAACCCAACUGGGCUUGUGAAAACAGACAAUCUGUCAAAAGUUCUGAAUCAACCCAAGGGAAUAAAGAACGUUAAGAUGGAGGAUGGCAGUAUGGAAUGUUCUUCUGAUGGUCUUCUGAAAAAGAAAGUCAGGUCCAAGGGCUCUUCUAAGCAAUCUGGCGAAGAUGAAAAUGGUCAGCCCAAAUCUCAGAAAAGAACUAGCCAAGCUAAGCGACAGAACUCCAGAAGUAGUGAGACAAGUUCAUCUUCCACGUCUGAGGGAUAUGACAGCUACCAGCAGCAGGAAAGGAUGCGUCAAAAAAUAAGAGAGGUAGAAGAGAAGCAGCCAGAGGUUAAAACUGGAUUCAUUGGAUCUUUCUUGGACUUCCUUAAAUCUGGGCCCAAGCAGCACUUCUCCUCUCCACCCAUAAGAUCACCAAACCGCACAAGAAAGCCUUCAGUCUCUAAGAGACUUUCUAAUCCACUGUCUGUCCCCCUUAAACUCUUGCCUCAGUCAACGCAGUUGGUAUCACCAGACAUCCAUACUGUUAGCUCUAGUAAGAGACUAGAUGAGGAGCUUCAGAAGAACCUGGAAACGCUUCCAUCUUUCUCCUCUGAUGAGGACGAAUCAGUUGGUAAAAACCAAGACCUUCAAAAGAGCAUUAGUUCUGCUCUUUCCUCCUUAGAUGAACCCUCAGACAAGAAGCAGAAGUUAGACAGCACAAGUUCAGAGGACUUCACAAAGCAAGAGCAGCCAUCAAGCACCCAGUUGACAGAUGCAAAGCCACAGGAGCUGCAAAAGCCUGUGCAAAAGGAAGUGUCUGCUGAGGAAUUGGUGAAGAAUGUGCCUCCAGACAAACUGGCUGUACAGCUGACCACUGUAGCUAUUGAAGGCCUAACAGACGAGGAACUGUCUGACAGUGAAGGAGAGGGCAUGUACCGAGAACGAGAUGAGUUUGUUGUGAAAAAUGAGGAAAUAGACAGCCUCAAGAUCACAUUGAAGGCGGGAGUAGAGCCACCAGCCAUCUGGAAGGUACAGAAGGCCUUGCUGCAGAAAUUCAUACCAGAGCUGAGAGACGGAAAACGAGUGUUUUCAGCCACCAACAGUUAUCUGGGUUACUUUGGAGAUGCUAAGACCAUGUACCGGAGAGUGUACGUCAAGUUUCUCGAUACUGUGAACAAGCGGGAGUACGUGCGCGUCUGCAACAGGAAACCAAGGUGCAAGCCCAUGCAUUCCAUGAGAGGCUGUCAGAUGAAGGCUCUUCUGGCCCACAGCGCUGCAGCCCCGGCCGUGUCCGACUCCUCCUCACUGAAGCCCAGCACAAAGCAGGGCCUGUCCAAGCCCAGGCCCAAGCAGGCCAAAACAAAGGCUGAACCUCCACCCAAAAAGAGGAAAAAGUGGAAGGAGGAGUUCACAACCCCUCCACUGGACUCCUCUCCAGAGGCUGGGAGUGAAGAUGAUGAGUUUACUCCUCCUGUCCCGUUUGCCACGCGCUUCCUGAACACCAGGACGAUGAAGGAAACCUUCAGGAGUUUUGUGGAGCUGCUCAUCAGUGUUGCCCUGGAUGCAGACGUAAUGAUCGCACUCGAGAGGGAAAAUGAUGAACUUCUCCUGCCACAUAUGAAGAGAGUGGAUGGAAUGAUUACAGACAACAGGAGGAGACUCCUUCCUAAACUGCGCGUGGGUCAGGUUUUCAAAAAUGCCUUGGACAGCUUUCCGGAGUUGGCUGUAGUAACAGAACUGAAAACAGAUGGAGAGACCCCCACUUUUAAAGUCCGACUGAGUGGGAAGGCCUACAAUAGGAAGACCAUGAAACCCUCUAAGUCCCCUAUUAAGCUUCCUCUGGAGUACUCAGUGGACCAGCAGAAAACUCACUGGUUCUCUCUCUAUCACUCACUGCAGCACUACAAGUACCAUACAUAUCUGAUGUGUAUGGAGGAGAUUGCGCUGUUGCGCUCGCGAGGUGUGGAUCUGGGACAGGAGGAGACGGUGCAGAAAUGCAUGAGCAACAGAGCCUGGCUGGAGGGUCUGUUUGACCGCUUUGGGGAGCUUUUAACACAGGUACAGCAGGCCUGCCUGUAGCCGUGGUAACGGACCACCGUCUAUGGACGAAUGGAUAGCUGACUGAAUCCGAGGACGCUGAUCGUGGCUGUCCCUGUUUUUUGAAGCACUAAAUGAUGAGAUGGAGCACCAGCACUGUGAGGAAAAGCUCCCAAGAGUUUUUAAACAAACAUGGUGGCAAAACAUGGAGAGCUGUUCUUAGAACCACAGAGACGGUGGAUUGUAAUUAUGGUCUUUUCUUUAGAUCAGGCUUUGAAGUUUUUCUUUUAUAUAUAUAGUUGGCCAGGCUUAGGCAUAGAUGGGCUUUCUCAACACCCUACCUACGGUUGUCUCUCUCCAAGCAUUAAUGGACCAGGACAGUUCACGUGGUACAGAAUGCCUCGCCUGGGAUUUUAAAACACUAAUUUAAAAACAAAAAGAAUGACAGGUGUCAGUGUGUGCUUUGAGGCUGGGAAAAGAGAGGUGAUUAUUAUUGUAUAAAUUUAUAUAUACAUAGAUAUAUAUGUAUAAAACAUCCAUUUUUUACAAUGGAACGCCAAAUUUAUAUAUGAUACUGUACAUUUUGUAAAGAGAGCUCUUUUGUCAAAUGAUUCUCUCCAGAAUGAAUUUGACGUAAUACAGAAUACUUACCUAUUGUGCUUUUAAAACUCCUGUAGUUAUGACCGAGUUCAUACACUUGGAGUUGGUGCAAUUCUAAUACUGCUUUUGUGAUAAUUUGUUGUAAUAAACAUUUACAAUAACUAUUUUCUCUGAGGAAAAAUGUUUUAUACUGUUUUUCCCUCAAGACAUACGCUUUAUCUCAACGAUAGAUGUAUUUUUCACAGACGGAAAUAUUGUGGUCAGUUUGUUUCAUGCUCAUCUUUGUGGUACAUGCUGUUUUUCAACAGAGAAGCCCUAUAAAUUUAUAUGAAAAAUACACAUUAUAUACUUUACGGUGUAUUAUUUCUUAAGAUCAAGUAGGAUAUUACAAAUUUCCACGGUUGUACACAGAUGACUAUGCUGACGGCAUCGGUUUUGGGUUGUUUUUUUUUUUGUUGUUGUUUUGUUUUUGUUUUUUCGCUUUUCGACUGUAGCUGUGUUGCAAACUGCAAUUAUUUUCUGAUAUGUGAAAAUAAAUUUCCUACUAAAUGAAAGCGAAA
Pygocentrus nattereri (red-bellied piranha) is the source of this 6664-nucleotide messenger RNA. It is a transcript of the gene qser1, whose product is annotated as glutamine and serine rich 1. The transcript is spliced from 13 exons. Lineage: Eukaryota; Metazoa; Chordata; Actinopteri; Characiformes; Serrasalmidae. The record is from RefSeq and is a predicted model, not a curated record. The coding region runs from base 285 to 5546 and encodes 1753 amino acids.